AUGGCGACGAAAGGAUUGGUUUUGUAUCUGUUGACGGCUUUCUCGGUGGCUAUCCUUUCUGUGGUUUUCCUUCAGAAUUAUUAUCCAAAUGCGCCACCGUCGUUCCUUUCGUCGACGUCGCCGCCGGAAUCCAACCUUUUGCAACCGCAGAAACCGCCGCAUGGAUCUGAUAGAGUUUGGCCCGAAUUGAAGUUUGGUUGGAGAAUUGUGCUGGCAACAAUAAUUGGAUUUCUGGGUUCCGCAUGUGGAACCGUGGGAGGUGUUGGUGGAGGAGGCAUAUUUGUCCCCAUGCUUACACUACUUCUGGGCUUUGAUACCAAGUCCGCUGCUGCCAUUUCCAAGUGCAUGAUUAUGGGGGCAUCAGCAUCUUCAGUGUGGUACAAUCUGAGGGUGCCCCAUCCAUGCAGAGAUGUUCCAAUCCUUGACUAUGACUUGGCCUUGCUGUUCCAGCCAAUGCUUAUGCUUGGCAUAACCCUUGGAGUGUCUCUAAGUGUUGUCUUUCCUUACUGGCUUAUCACUGUCCUCAUCAUCAUCCUUUUCUUGGGUACUUCAUCCAGGUCUUUCUUUAAGGGGAUUGAGAUGUGGAAGGAAGAGACAGUCAUGAAGAAGGCGUUGGCAGAACAAGCAAAGACUAUUGCCAAUUCUCAUGGGGAACUUCUAAUAGAAACGGAGUAUGAGCCGCUGGUCCCUAAAGAGGAAAAAACUACAACGCAAAUUGUGAUGUCAAACCUAAACCUGAAGAGAUUUUCAGCGCUGCUGCUAGUAUGGAUAUGUUUUCUGCUCCUUCAGAUUUUCAAGAACGAUCUUGUGGCCUGUAGUGUACUGUACUGGGUUCUCACUCUCAUUCAGGCCCCAGUUGCCCUUGUAGUGUUUGGUUAUGAGUGCGUCAAACUGUACAAAGAAAGCAAGAAAAGGAGAUUAGAAGGGAACAAAACUCUAAUAUGUGAAGCAGCCAUCCAAUGGACAGUACCCAACCUUGCAUUCUGUGCUCUAUGUGGCAUCUUAGGAGGCACAGUCGGCGGCUUGUUGGGGUCUGGUGGUGGAUUCAUCUUGGGACCUCUCCUUCUUGAGAUUGGUGUCAUCCCUCAGGUAGCUAGUGCCACUGCUACUUUUGUGAUGAUGUUCUCAUCUUCUCUAUCUGUGGUGGAGUUUUAUCUUCUAAAAAGGUUCCCUAUUCCCUAUGCCCUGUACAUGAUGGGUGUCUCUGUCUUAGCUGGCUUCUGGGGGCAAUUCUUCAUCAGAAAGCUGGUGGCCAUUUUGAAAAGAGCUUCAAUCAUUGUGUUUAUCCUCUCUGGUGUAAUUUUUGCCAGUGCUCUUACCAUGGGUAAAAACUGUUAUCCCUGUUCUUAG
Oldenlandia corymbosa var. corymbosa is the source of this 1350-nucleotide messenger RNA. Lineage: Eukaryota; Viridiplantae; Streptophyta; Magnoliopsida; Gentianales; Rubiaceae. The record is from the annotation of a GenBank genome assembly.